AUGGCCAGAGAUGGGCUCAGAAAGAUGAAUCGGGGUUCAAGAACCUCACAAAUGGUAUCAGAGCAACAAGAAAUCGAAGCUGGAGCUGAUGAUUUCUUGAACGAUCAGGAAGAAGCUGAUGCUGAAGAAGUUACUACCGAUGAAAGAUUCACUAGAUUAGAGGAUGCAGUCAUGCAAAUCAGUUCCUCUCGUCAGCAACAGGAUGAUAACAUUCAGAAACUGUCAGCACAGAUGGGUGAAUUCUCUUCCAAAAUGGAAUUCAUGAUGCAGGAGAUCAAGAAUCUCAAGAACCCUGAUCAAAGAGUUCUGGGCACUGGAACAAGAGGGAAUAGGGAUAAUUCACUCUCAGCAGCUGGCGAAUCUAGCAAGAGUGGCCAUGGUACUGGAUACCUUCCUCCACAUCGAAGGGUUGCUGAAUUCAUGGGCGAAUUUCCACCUGUUUACAGCUUUGGUAAUUCCUCAACUCAAAGAAAUUCUUUCUUUAGCAAUCAAAAACUAGUCCAACCCAAGUCAUUACGAUUGGAUUUCCCCUCUUUCUCUGGAUCUGAGAAUGUUAUAGCUUGGCUAGAACAAACUGAGCAGAUCUUUGAAUAUUAUGAGAUUAAAGAGGAUGAAUGGGUUAAGGUCUGUUCUUUCUACUUAAGGGAUGAAGCUUUACAGUGGUAUAGGUGGCUCACUAAGAAUCUUGAAGAUUAUUAUUACUGGGCUGUUUUUAAGGAAGAAAUUAUAACAAGAUUUGGUCCUAGCGAACUCACGAGACCAUAUGAUGCCUUCUCAACCAUGAGACAGACUUCUACAGUCAGGGAGUACCUAGGAAAAUUUGAACAAGCGUUAGGAUUGUUAGAUGAUCAACCUUCUAAGAGACACAUUCUUGAGAGGUUUAUAGGGGGAUUGAAAGAUGAGUUGAGAUAUGAUGUUUCAGCAGCUAGACCAACUUCUUUAAAAGGAGCUGUAGCCUUGGCAAAAUUAUUUGAGGACAAACAAAAAAAUGAAAGGAAAAAUAAGGGUCACUGGAGUUUUUCAAACUCAGAGGGUUCUUCAAUGAACAAAUCACAGAAUCCUUCUCUUAAAUCUUCAGAUCCUCAAGCAGUCAAGCCCUUCCCCCAGUUUAAAAGAAUGACCUCUGAAGAGAUACAAAAAAAAAGAAGUCAAAACUUGUGUUUUACAUGUGAUGAAAAGUGGCACAGGGGUCAUCAGUGCAAAGGAAAACAGUUGUUUAUCUUAGAAGGAAUUAUGGGAAGUGAACUGGACAGAACUGAAGAGGCUUUUGGAGAGGAGGAAGAAGAAAAUUCUAAAGUCAUGGAGUUAGCUGAAAGCCUGGUCAGGGGGUCUCCCUCUAUUUCAGUACAAGCAUUGAAUGGAAUUACUGCCUCCCACACAAUUAGGGUGGUAGGAUAUUACAAAAAUCAGGCUAUUAACAUCUUAAUAGAUUCAGGAUCUACACACAAUUUCAUCAAUACCAAACUGGUUAAGAAGCUGGGUAUAACUGUGACAGAAUCAAGCAAUUUUGAGGUCCUGGUAGCUAGUGGUGAACUAAUUAAAGGAGGAGGAGUAUGUCCAGGAGUAUCUUUAGACUGCCAAGGGGUGAAUAUUCAGGUUGAUCUAUUGGUGAUGCCUAUGGGAGGAAGUCAAGUGGUCCUAGGAGCUGAUUGGAUGAGGACAUUGGAUGAUAUCACUCUGAACUUUAAUAAGUUACAGGUGACAUUUAUGACUGAAGGGGUUAAGAAGACCUUGCAAGGGGUACUUCCAGAUGAUUUGCAGUUGGUUGACAGUAAGCAAAUUGCAAAAACUCUCAGGGAACAAGAGCAGGGGUUCUUCAUCCAAUUGUGCAGUAUGGGUCUACAAAGUUGCACAACAGAAGGUACACAGGGGGACUUACCUACAGAAGUGCAAGAACUGAUUCAAGAAUUUGGAGAUGUAUUUCAAGAGCUACCACAUCUUCCACCUAGAAGAGACAUUGAUCACAGGAUUCCACUGGAAGAUGGCACCAAACCAAUCUGUAUCAGACCAUACAGGCAUGCACACUUUCUUAAAGAUGAAAUUGAGAAACAAGUGGAAGACAUGCUUAACAAAGGGAUCAUUAGACCCAGCAACAGCCCUUUCUCUUCUCCAGUUGUAAUGGUUAAAAAAUCUGAUGGGGGGUGGAGGAUGUGUAUUGAUUACAGAUCCCUUAAUCAAGCUACUAUCAAAGAUAAAUUUCCCAUACCUGUCAUAGAUGAGCUUUUGGAUGAAUUACAUGGGGCAAAAUUCUUUACCAAGCUGGAUUUAAAAUCUGGAUAUCAUCAAAUUAGAAUGCAUGCAGCUGAUAUUCCAAAAACUGCCUUUAGAACCCAUAGUGGACAUUUUGAAUUCCUGGUAAUGCCAUUUGGUCUCACUAAUGCUCCUUCUACCUUUCAGGCCCUUAUGAAUUCUAUCUUCAAAGAUCUACUCAGGAAAUCUAUCCUUGUUUUCUUUGAUGAUAUUUUGAUAUAUAGUGCAAAGUGGCAGGACCAUUUAUUUCAUCUAAAACAG
Molecule: messenger RNA, 2511 nt
Organism: Asparagus officinalis (garden asparagus)
Lineage: Eukaryota; Viridiplantae; Streptophyta; Magnoliopsida; Asparagales; Asparagaceae
Exons: 1
Source: RefSeq, a predicted model, not a curated record